AUUUCUGACCCCAUUAUGCCCCCUAAGCUGACUGAACCCCCACAAAUCCACCCCAGACCCCCAUCCCUGACCGCCGCGCGUCCCCCCAGGUGGGUGAACUCCCUGCAGCCGGCGCGGGUGACGCGCUGGGGCGGCAUGAUCUCCACGCCGGACGCGGUGCUGCAGGCCGUCAUCAAGCGCUCGCUGGUGGAGAGCGGCUGCCCGGCGUCCAUCACCAACGAGCUGAUCGAGAACGCCCACGAGCGCAACUGGCCGCAGGGGCUGGCCACGCUGGAGACGCGCCAGAUGAACCGGCGCUACUACGAGAACUACGUGGCCAAACGCAUCCCCGGCAAGCAGGCCGUGGUGGUGAUGGCCUGCGAGAACCAGCACAUGGGCGAGGACAUGGUGCUGGAGCCGGGGCUCGUCAUCUGA
Pyrgilauda ruficollis (rufous-necked snowfinch) is the source of this 414-nucleotide messenger RNA. RefSeq names its product E3 ubiquitin-protein ligase NRDP1-like. The transcript has a single exon. Bases 16 to 414 code for a protein of 132 amino acids. Gene Ontology annotation, molecular function: ubiquitin protein ligase activity. Gene Ontology annotation, biological process: protein ubiquitination. The record is from RefSeq and is a predicted model, not a curated record. NCBI's taxonomy places the organism in Eukaryota, Metazoa, Chordata, Aves, Passeriformes, Passeridae.